This is a messenger RNA of Aedes aegypti (yellow fever mosquito), 5062 nucleotides long. It is a transcript of the gene spn-E, whose product is annotated as probable ATP-dependent RNA helicase spindle-E. Gene Ontology annotation, cellular component: intracellular anatomical structure. Gene Ontology annotation, molecular function: ATP binding; RNA binding. The transcript is spliced from 7 exons. Lineage: Eukaryota; Metazoa; Arthropoda; Insecta; Diptera; Culicidae. The coding region runs from base 249 to 4628 and encodes 1459 amino acids. The record is from RefSeq and is a predicted model, not a curated record.
UCUGUCAUUUGUUGUUGAAAGCUGACUACGUCCGGAUGUAAAUCAGAAUCGCGCGUGUUUGUGAUCAGUUUUUAAAACGUUAGAAACUAUUUUGUUGGAAUAAUUCGAUUCGAAAAGCAAACCGAGUGUGUCCAGUAUCUGAAAACUAUUAUACGAAUAAGUGUAGUGCGUUUUGUUGCCCAGAAAAUUGAUUUCGGAAGUCGCUUGUCUAGCUGGUGUUUGUGCGCUUCAGCUGUUGCAAAAGGAAAAUGGACGACAUCGACGAGUUCUUCGAUUUCAGCAAGCCGUUCAACCGGGUUGUGAUCUCCGGAGGUUACUGCAAUGCCACCGUCGUCGAAGACAAGACCCUCUUCAACAAGAUGCCGGAGAGGGAAAAGAUGGGAAAGGAGUACGCCGGAAAAUUCAUCCGCGAGGAAGAAAGUCAACUGAUCAAUGCAUUUCUCGAUGAAGCAGCUGGUCCAUCUACUUCGCGCACUUCCAACCUAGAAGAUGUGGACGAUGAGAUGUCGAUGGCAGACGAAGACGAAGAGCACACCAAAGCGCUCAAGGCCAAGGAGAUGAUGCUUCCCCUGUUUCAGAAGUACAAUUUCACCCUAAAGCACAACAAAUUGCCGAUUCGCCACUCGAAGGAUGACAUUUUGGCUCGAAUUCGGGAGAACCCGGUCAUCGUGCUGGAAGGUCCUACCGGAUGCGGUAAGACUACUCAGGUGCCGCAAUUCAUCUUGGAAGAAGCCUACCAUCGGAAGGAAUAUUGCAACAUUAUCGUGACUCAACCACGAAAAAUCGCUGCCAUGUCCAUCGCGAAACGAGUUUCUGAGGAACGGAAAUGUGAGCUCGGAACGUUGGUCGGAUUCAAAGUUGGCCUGAAGGAGUGUCUCUCUCCCGACACCCGACUCUUGUACUGCACGACCGGAGUGCUGUUACAAUCAUUGAUCAACUCUAAAACGAUGGCCAAUUACACUCACGUGAUUCUGGAUGAAAUUCACGAACGAGAGGUUGACAUGGAUUUCUUGCUGAUCGUUGUACGUCGAUUCUUGGCUACGAAUUCCUCCAAAACCAAAGUCAUCCUCAUGUCAGCCACCAUCGAUUCCAAAGCGUUCGCGGAAUAUUUCAAAACUCCAAAGAAGGUCGGAUAUCUAACGGCGCCCAUCAUCUCAGUGGACAGACCACGCCUGUACGAAGUCAAAGAAUUUUACUACGACGACUUGGACAAACUCCGGCUGGACUUUGCGAUCGACUACGAGAAUCCGGGCAUUUCCUCGCACAUGUACACAGUGGCCGCCAAAUUGGUACUGGUUUGCGACCGAUUGAUCGAAAACAUGCACGGAGAGGAGCGAAUGGAAUACAAACCGACGGUGCUGAUUUUCCUACCUGGUAUCAACGAGAUAGACCGAAUGGAUCACGUGCUGCGGGAAACGUUGACCCGUAUUGUCAAUCCCAAGGAGAAGCCAAAUCUGGACAUUCAUAGGCUGCAUUCGAUUCUUCCCGCUGACGAACAGGUGAAAGUAUUCCGCAAGCCAGCUCCUGGACAGCGCAAAGUAAUCCUUUCGACCAACAUUGCUGAGAGUUCCAUCACGGUCCCGGACGUAAAGUUCAUCAUCGAUUUCUGCCUACAGCGUGUCCUGUUCACUGAUACUACCACUAACUUCUCAACUUUGCGCACGGAAUGGGCAUCUCAAGCGAACUGCAUCCAACGACAAGGUCGUGCUGGUCGUGUAAUGGAUGGACGAGUCUACCGGCUGGUCGAUCGCCGCUUCUACGAGAACCAAAUGCGCUUCUCUACCUCACCGGAAAUCCUACGCUGUCCUUUGGAGAAUGUCAUUCUAAAGGCUAAACUGCUGGAAAUGGGACCGCCCCAUUCGAUCCUUGCACUGGCCAUGAACCCACCGGAUCUGAGUGAUAUCAGAAACACGGUUCUGCAGCUGAAGGAACUCGGUGCUUUGGUGCAAACGGUUAAGGGCAACUAUGAGCAGUUGGACGGUGAUUUGACCUACAUGGGACGCAUUAUGGCAAAACUGCCCCUAGAUCUGCGCAUUUCGAAGCUCAUCAUUUUGGGCUACAUCUUCAGCGUGUUGGAGGAAUCGAUCAUCAUUGCUGCCGGAAUGAACGAAAAGAACAUUUUUCUCAAUCAGAAUUCCGUUCGGGGCUACUCGCAAAAGAUGUACUGGGCCGAUGGAUCGGGAAGCGAUGGAAUUGCUAUCUUGAACGCUUACAUUGCCUGGAAGAGCCGAAAAGAACAGGCAGGAAACGAAAGCGAUAUGGCCAGUUGGACCCGUCGGAUGUCUUUGGAUCUGAAGUGCCUCAUGGACAUGGCCGAGUUGAUACGCGAAAUCAAAGAUCGUCUCAACCAUGUAGGCAUGAAGGAAGUGUCCGGACCGGGCCGAGUCGUUUGGUCGUCCCGAGAGAAAACGGUCAUUCUGAAGGUGAUCAUGGCUGGUGCCUUCUAUCCGAACUACUUCAUUCCGAUGUCGGUUGGCGGAAAGGAACUGAUGGAGCGGCAAUCCUUCACUGAGCUGGGUGGUCGCGAUCCCUGUAAUACGGUGUUCUUCACCGGUUUUGAUCACGAGAAGUACAUCGGACCGUUGUACACGGUGCAGAUCAAGAAACUGCUCAGUGAAGGGGAUUUCUCCAAGCAUCAGAACAUGAAGGUUAUGUACGACCGCACAACCAACCGUAUCUUCGUGACAUUCCUGGGAAGUAACGAUGAGCACGAUCAGCGUGGAGCGUUCAUGCCCGGAAAAGUACACGCCGACGUGUACCGUGCGAUCAAGCUACGCAAACUGGGGUCCCGUAAUCGGAUCAUGGAAAUCAGGACCAUGCGUCAGCGUGAUGCUAUCGAGUUUGCCACCGAAAUGAAUUUGGGACACUGGGAGGACGCCAAUGGGUGGGUCCCACGUCGAAAAGUGAUACGUAAUGCGCACCUCUCGGUCAUUCCGGCUAUCCACCAGGCCAGUAUGGUGUGCCAGGUGACGAACGUGGUCCAUUGCAACAAGUUUUAUCUGCGCCCGGAGGAUACAAAGAAUAAGGACAUUUUCAUGGACAUUCACUCCAAGUUGAACUCUAGAGGGUAUAGAUUGGAGCGAUUCGAUCCAGAUUGGCAAUUUGCCGUGGGCCAAAUGGUAGCCGCACCGCUUGAAGAAGGAAGCGAUCGUUAUGCCCGGGCUGUGCUGAAGAACUACAAAAACAUUCGAAGCACUGGUGAUGUCAUGUGGACGGUUUUCUUCUUGGAUUAUGGACAUUCGUCGGUCUUGGGACAAUCAGCUUUCAGAAAACUUGAUGGACCUCUUGCGUACAUGAAAGAAAUCCCUCAACGUGUCUUUGAGGCUACAUUGUCUGAGAUCCAACCUUCGGCGAUUAUUUCUCCGCAAGGUAUCUGGACCGCCCAGUCCAUUAACCGUUUCAAAGAAAUGACACUGGGAAAGAUCUUCGUCGUUGACGUCUACUCGGUGGUUAACGAUGUGGCCAGCGUUGUCCUCAAGAAGGGAGACGAAGUUCCGAUAAAUUCCGAACUCAUCCGGCUGAAAUUUGCUCAAUACGCCGAAGAGAGCUACAUUUCAAAGCUGGAUCACGACAUGCGCGAACGAAAGCAACGAGAAAUGUCGCUCGAUGAAGAUGUUCGUUACGAGGUAUACCAUUCGUCCAAAAACAAUCAGCUAAAAUACGAGGAAGACGAAUUGGAAGACGUUUCCCCUCCGGAAGAAAAGCUGCGUUGCAAAGUUAUGCUUUCCGGACCGCACAGUCCUCUGGAAACCACAGCUUCAUCGACGGUCCGAUCGGGCGUUAUGAAACCAGUGACGAUCGAGAACGAUUCCGUCAAUUCCAUCCUGCUGGAUUCCAACCCGCAGGACACACAUGAGAAAAUGCUCGUCGGAGCGUUCGUCCACGAGCAAGGCAAUCGGUUGGUUGUCCGACAAGCUUCCAUGAUGCCGAACAUUCCAGGAUUUGGCCCUCUGAUGGCACUGAUCUUCUGUCCCACCUGCCAGAUGAAGAAGGAUGAGGAGGAAACGCGAGUGGUUUCGAUUCUGACGGGUCUGGGGUGCGACAAGAAUACCGGGGAAUCGUUGUUCCCCGAACAUGAUUUGGCGUUGACGCUGGAUGUCGUUUUAUCGGACGACGACAUAACGGAGAUAAACGCUCUGCGCUACACAAUGGAUACCAUUCUGCACACCGAUCAGGACCAAACCGUGCCCAAAUUCGGGGAUGUGUCCAUCGAGAACCUGAAAGCGAAAGUGAAGCAGUACAUUAUUAAGAUUCUGGAGCACGAGCGUAAAUUCAUGGACAUUCGCCAUGCGCCAAACGAUUACGAUUGGAAGCUCGUGGAAGAGAACAAUGCCGCUGAGGCAUCGUCCUCGUCGAAGAAGCGCAAACAGGACUUCAACAUCUACGACAACGCCAUCUAUCCCUUGUUGCCUCCGCUCGGUCUUUUGCCGGUCAGUGCCAAACAGUUGGACUUCCUCAAGAGACAUUGUCGCGAGUUGCACAAACUGGCCCUCACGGACGUUAAUCUACCGCGUCACGGUAUCACGUGUCAAAUGUGCAACACCAUACUGGAAACAUUGCCACAGCUGCGCAUCCAUCUCUACUCGAAGCUGCACCGUGAUCGUGAAUCUCAGAUCAAGUUCCGAUAAAUUGACGCCACCAACACACCAACUGUCGGUAGUGAUUUGUACCUUUCGAUUUUUAUGUUUCUUUUACCUGAUUUUUUUUUGUGUCUAAAGUUUCAUGUUGAAUAUGAAUUACCAUUCUACCCUGCUUCAUUUUCAUUCUUGUUAGUUUUAAUUCAAUUACUUACGUUUAGCGUUAUUACAUGUGCUCUGUUACUUAGAGUGAACGAAAUUUUUCAACCGUUAAGCUAUGAGACUGGACUUGAGGUGAUUUUUGAGACGCGGUUCUAAUUACGAUAUGAUAAUUACAUACGAAGAGAAGUUACAUACAUUACAUACGAAGAGAUAUCCCGCAGACGCAUUACGUAAAGGUAAUUAGUCAUUGAUAUAAUAAAUUACAAUCUUUUUUCAGUCCCAGCUGGAAUAUCAAAGCAAAUACAACCAAUUUGUGCACAAAA